AUGGAUGGGAAGCUUACAAAGCAAUCUUUAAAUAUGGUGAAAAUGGAACAAAGACUUGAAGAGCUUGAAAAUAUGAUGAAGGAAAAAGGGAAAUCUAUUGCUGAGCCUGCAGCUAAGGACACUUCAGCAACUUCAAGUCCAGCACCAGCAGAGGAGGCUGCUGAAGGCCUUGCCUUCCAAGUUGAGAGUUUUACAGGCCCUGUACCUCAAGAUAAAGAUGUUGAACCAAUGAUUGACCCUGAAGUUGAGCUUGAGAAGGAAAAAGAGUCAGAUAAGGGGACUGAAGUUCUUGGAUCUCUUGAUGACACACCUCCACCUAUUCAAGAUCCACAACUAGAACCUCAACCAUUUCCUCCAUAUUCUGAAAAGGUUUCAAUCAUGGGUCUUUUUCAUCAAAUGGUUCAUGAGGAGCAAGCUAAGAAAGAAGCAGCUAAAGUAAAAACGCAGCAAGCCACAUCUGUACCAGUACAAACAACAGAGAAGCAAAUUAGGAAAGAAAAGGAGAAAACUACUACAGCUCCACAAGUCAAAUCAAAACCACCUAGUAAAGGCAUUAAAAAAAUGGCAACCAAGACCAAUUUCCUCAAAAGGAGAAAAUCUUCCAAAAGUGUUGAGAAAGCUAGACCAUCAACUAUCUCUUCCCCUCAAGAACCCCUGGAAGUUUCUGAUAAAUCCUCACCUGAACCUUCACCACAAAAAUCACCACCAGAACCUUCUCCUGAACCCCUUAAUGUAAAAUAUUUCACUGAUGAAUCCUCUCCCUCAUCCUCUUGA
Molecule: messenger RNA, 774 nt
Organism: Theobroma cacao (cacao)
Lineage: Eukaryota; Viridiplantae; Streptophyta; Magnoliopsida; Malvales; Malvaceae
Source: RefSeq, a predicted model, not a curated record